AUGGGAACAUUACGGGCUGAGAAUAAGUGGUGUUUGCCAACAGCAAUUGCUUUUUCAAAGGUGUGGGCUACAGCCUCAGAUGUGAAGCCACAGCCACCAACAGACUUUGUUUGGGAAGAGCAGAGCAGAUUCCGGUGGAGUCCAGACUGCACAACCAUCCUGGGCAAACCCAACGGCGAGGCUAUCGCCUGGUAUACUCCAAUUCACUGGAAGCAAGCUUGGGAGAAGUUAGAGACUGACACUGAAUUCGAGAGAUGUUCAGUCACCACCCCAUCACUGCGAAGCCAUAUGUUUUGGUGGAUGACAUCUGUGACUUCCAUAAGUAACGAAGGACAAGGUCUGCUGAAGAAAGAGUCCCCUAAGUGUCAGCUAGAAGUGGUCCAGCCUUCACUCACAAAGGACAUGGAAAUCCCACCAACCAUUUUCUCCAACUCCAGCCCUUGGUGUCGCAGUCCCUACACCCCUCCACAUCCUUACUGUUCUCUGAUUGAACCGUACUACUCAGAUGUUUCUGAGAGCAACUUGAGGCCACAGCUCAAGUCUCAACCAACCAAUCGUGACCCAGCCACAGAACUGGAAUGUCUGAUAUCAGAUGUCUAUGACUGGCAGAGUAUCAGUCAUCAGGGUAUGGAUCAGUGGGUAACGUGCUUCCUAUGCGAACCUGAGGACCUGAGGAUGGGUCCCCAGUACCACAUAAAAAGCUUAACAUG
Messenger RNA from Nannospalax galili (Upper Galilee mountains blind mole rat), 710 nucleotides. RefSeq names its product lamin tail domain-containing protein 1-like. The annotation marks the transcript as partial. The transcript has 5 exons. The record is from RefSeq and is a predicted model, not a curated record. Gene Ontology annotation, cellular component: nuclear envelope; cytoplasm. NCBI's taxonomy places the organism in Eukaryota, Metazoa, Chordata, Mammalia, Rodentia, Spalacidae.